Molecule: messenger RNA, 399 nt
Organism: Kickxella alabastrina
Lineage: Eukaryota; Fungi; Kickxellomycota; Kickxellomycetes; Kickxellales; Kickxellaceae
Exons: 1
Coding region: 72-380 (102 amino acids)
Source: RefSeq, a predicted model, not a curated record
GUUUAAAGCAUUUGUUAUUAUUUUCUUUAUAUUAUCAUCAUUUUUUCAUCAAAAAAAAAAAUACAAUCCGUAUGUCACCGAUGCGUAUGCAUUUGUUUGGCAAUCAUAUUGCGCUGCUGUUACUUUUAAUCACAUUUUGUUUGGUGGGGCGUAGCCAAGCUAUACGCAACUAUUUGCCAAUGCCAUCACCCGAAGACUCGAGUGAACAGUCUGCCAAUACGAUACGUGACACCGCAUCUUUUGCCACAGACUACCAGCGCCAACCCCAAAACCAACAGGGUAAUAUAUACACCCUACGUGUUCAAACUGCUGCUUACAGACUAGUCAAAAGAAUUAAUACUAAAUCUGGAGAGUUUAAUGUUAGUAUUCCAGUUGGUUAAUAAGUAAAUAUAUAUAUAU